UCGUGAUUGCCCAAUUUCACUUUUUUAUUUCAUUUUCUCGGCUUUAUUGAUUGAUCUUGUAAAGUUUGUUUUGAUAAGCUAUUUUUUUUUCUUGAGCCGCCUCAAACCUGUGUAGCCCCCCUUAGAGGGUGUGCGCCACAGCAUUUCGAGAUUAUCAUCAUUAUCAGGUCAAAUCAAAGUCAACAUGGCGUAGCGUGGCGUCGCAAGACGACUAGACCUGCAAUGUAAAUUGUCACGUAAUACUAAAUUGUCGCCCCGUUCCGUUCGCCCCGGCUGACGUGACGCUCCCAUCAAAUUCGUCGCACUAUGCCAGCAAGCAAGGAGGCUGGCAAAGCAAGCAUCUCAAGGCCCUAAUAUAGAAGACCUACAGCAUUAACUACAUCCGUCCACGUGUGGCAUAGGAAACCUCCGGUGGUGUAUGAAGUAUUCACAGGCCCCGGUCACGAUGUAUGGUAGUGUCCCCGACUACGGAAGGCACACCAGCGGGCCGUGUACCUAGCCUACAAGAGUGUGUUGACCCGCAAGAGGUGGCCAUGAUGCUAAGAAGAUGCAUCGCGGUGGCACUGCUCAUGCUUGUAUGGCCUACGCUCGUCUGGGGACUGCAAAAGCCGCAUAUUGUCGUCAUCAUGGUCGAAAGCUUGGGUUGGGCUGACGUCGGCUUCCACGGUUCGCGCCAGAUGCGCACGCCCAACAUCGACGCUCUGGCGGCGGACGGCGUCAUCCUCAACAAGUACUACACCCCGCCUUCCGGCGUGGCCUCGAGGGUUGGCCUCCUCACCGGGGUGUAUCCCUACCGAGCAGGUAUAACAAGAACGAUACACCCUUCGCAACCGACUGCGCUCCCUACGCUAUUCACGACGCUACCGAUGUUUCUGAAGAACUUGGGCUACGCUACGCACUUCGUUGGAGUCUGGAGCCUGGGCUUCUUCAAGGACGAGUUCACACCCGAGAACCGCGGUUUUGACACGGCCUUCGCGAAGUGGAGCGGACCGGGUGACUACUGGACACACGUUUCAUCGGAUCGGAAGUACAACUACUUUCACGGCUACGACCUGCGGCUAAAUCGGGAGGUGCUGUGGAACAAGACGGGAACAUACGCGACCCGCGCCUUCACGGAAAGGGCAACGGAAGUCAUCGCACACCACGACAAGGCGAAGCCUCUGUUCAUGCUGAUCGCUCAUCAAGGUGUCCAGGCAGCCAACGACUACGGUUCAGUUCAGUGUCCACCCGAGCACCUAGACACAUUUGCGACCAUCGCACACAGAAAAAGGAUCCUACUGGCCGGCGCCCUGGCCGAAGUGGACGAUUCCGUGGGCAAGGUGUUCGGCGCGCUGCACAACCGGUCCAUGCUAAACGACACGGUGCUGAUUUUCGUCUCCUCCAGCGGCGGCCUUGCGGAUCGGGAAGACGAGAGCAGCAAUUGGUCCUUCAACUGGCCCCUGCGAGGCACCAAGGGAACGUACUUCGAAGGCGGCAUCCGGGUGCCUGCCUUUGUGUGGAGCCCGCUUCUCGGCGACAGGUCACCGCGAGUGUCCAGUCAAUUGAUGCACGUCACCGACUGGCUUCCGACACUAGUAAACGUCGCCGGCGGGGAUGCGAAGAUUUUAGGAGACCUGGCCGACUUCGAUUCGUUCAACCAAUGGCCGACGAUCAGCAAGAACCUCGUCUCGCCAAGGAAGUCCAUCAUCCACAACUUCGACAUAGCCCGCCAAAAUUUCGUGAUCCUUCUGGGUCAAUACAAGGGCUUAAUCGCCACGCACCGCAGCGUCAGCUGGGACAGGAAGUCGAAGUGGUUCCCACUUGAGGGUCUUGAGCUCAAGCAACCGUCAAAGUUCGAGAAACGCAUCUCCUCCGGCGAGGCCUACAAGGUACUUCAACAGCUUCGUGGCAAAGGCUUCAAUCUGACAGACCCCACACGAAGGGGCUCUUUACUGAACUGCAAGACCAUCGCGAAGCCUCGGGGUUGUAACCUUGGGCGAGGUCCGUGCCUGUUCGACUUGGCCAAUGACCCUUGCGAGCAAGAUAAUGUUGUUGAUAAACAUCCCGCUGUUGUGGCGAAAAUGAAGCAGACCAUCAUAUACGGCGACAGCUACGUUCCCUGGGAGAACGAGAAGAUGGGGGACUCGGACGCCGACCCGGGACUGUUCGGCGGUGUGUGGGUCCCGUGGCGGAGCCCGCCGUACAGCCGUUACGGCCAGAACAAGCCCUCUCAGGACUGUCACUUCGACUGCUAAAGGGCGAGAGCUCUGCGCCGCGUUUCUCCGUCAUUGAUAUCGAUACGGCUUGCCCCAUCCGUCUGUCAAGAGGCGGCCCAAAGAAUGCUAAAAUAUAUCCCCGAGUCAGUUACACGCAGGAAUUUAUUAAAGAAGGCUGCCAGGAGUGGACGAGAGGCGCUUCGUCUUUGAGCUCCAGGAGCUCCAGGAGCAUUGCGCACUGCGGGAGUACUGGAACCGGAGCUCUACUGCAAGCGAUGGCUUCUUUUCGUUACCGACACCGCCAUGGCGAAGCAUUCAAAGCUAGGUGUGCUAAGAUGAAUCGGUACGCUAUUCUUUCCUGGUGCAUUUCCUGUAGAGAUUGAAGUAUUUCUUGGCGGCUAACAUUCGGGCACUGACGGCGCUCGCAAAUCGGUACACAUGGACGUGGUAAAAUGCGCACGACGACAAAAAUAUGUCGACGGCCAGUCGGAGUUGCGACAAAGCAUUGUUUUCUUGGACCUCUCAGAAGAUUGAACGUUUUGCGUGCCGCUGUGGCAUAAUACCCGUUCACAAGCAAACCAUGCCUGUACGCAACAGAGCCUUAUUCGGGGUGGCGAGGGUGCCACAUGUAGGAGAAGGUGAUCGCUUCGUUUUUUUGGCCUUUGGUGCAUGACAAGCUUCCGCAAAGACAAAUUGCGCGUCAUCGCCUCAGCUAGCUGGGUACCAUUAUUUGGUUGUGUAACUUCCAAUUGCGGGAGGUGGUUCUAAUUCUUUUUUUUUACAUUUCGUACACCACGAUAUUAUGCCAUCCUUAGAGGGAUCCGAGAACCAAAUUAGAGUCAUAAUGCUUUCGUCAAAGCACUGUGACAAUACUUCGUACUUCCUUGAAAAUACACUGAACUCGUUGUUCUACGUAUCUACGGUAGUACGUACGCUGUAGUCGACUAGGUCCCAUGAGGUGCCUCUCGGUGGCCACUGCAGCAACUGAUAUCGGGAACGCGAGGCAUUUCGAGUAGUGUUGCGUGCGCUAAAGACACCCAGCUGCUCAGCACUGGUUUGGCUGCGCCUCAACACAUGUAACCUCUUCAGCCUGGGGGCUUGGCGUCGUUCUUAAGGGUCACGGUGUAUUCCGGCAACUCACGUGUCCACCUCUCGUUUGGUUCCAGUCUGUGUGCCUCGAAAACGCAGUAUCCGCGGCAUUUGUAACUUUUCAAGGCCACGAAACAAAAAACCGUCUCGUCAGGCUAUUGGUCAAGUGAUCGGCGUGAGACACUCUUGAUGCCAAGUUUCGAGGAUUCUAUGCUAAAUAUACAGGUUUCAAUCAGACUUAAAUACUGAUCGAGCACAAGAAAUAACUCGCUCAUUUCCUUCCCCACUUGCAUUGCCCUGCUAAUUCAAUCGAGUAUUUGUAGCAACGUACGCAAUUCAUUUGAUGCCGCUGCAGUGCCGCCAACGUGUUUUGGGAAUCCACAGCUCUGUCAAGGUAUCGAGAGAUAGCUUUUACCGUGGGCUCCUCUACUUUCACGUACAUACGUGUUGGCGAAAUAAAAACAAUUGACAACGAAUGUU
Dermacentor andersoni is the source of this 3764-nucleotide messenger RNA. Its product is annotated as arylsulfatase B-like. The record is from RefSeq and is a predicted model, not a curated record. Lineage: Eukaryota; Metazoa; Arthropoda; Arachnida; Ixodida; Ixodidae. Gene Ontology annotation, molecular function: sulfuric ester hydrolase activity.